Messenger RNA from Paralichthys olivaceus (Japanese flounder), 2496 nucleotides. The record is from RefSeq and is a predicted model, not a curated record. Lineage: Eukaryota; Metazoa; Chordata; Actinopteri; Pleuronectiformes; Paralichthyidae.
GGGUCUUCUGGAGGUUUUACAGCUCGACUUUGUGGUGAAAGAAGCUUCAGAGCAGAUGGAGAGUCAGACCAUUUCCUGGCGUCUGGAGUUGCCGGGGAACCUGAAGGAUGUCGGCAUAAUUCGGAUCUACACAACCCGGAGAGACUACGUGGGGCUGGCACCUCUGGUCAUGAACACCGAUAUCUUGAACACUGCUGUGCUGACGGGUAAAGCGGUGUCAGUCCCGGUGAAAACUAUGGCUGUGGAGGCCGACGGCUCCAUCACCGAUGUGACCAACUACACCAGCUGUAGGUCAACAGAGGAGGACGUACUCAAGGUGUCAGAGGGCUGUGACUUUAUAUAUGUGAAUGGGAAAGAGACGAGAGGAAACAACAAGCUGAUGCUGAACUUCACUUAUGGCUUCUUGAGUGCACAGCUGGAGAUGAGCGUCUGGAUGCCACGCUUGCCUUUGCUCAUUGAUGUGGCCGACCCCGAGCUCAGCCAGAUCAAAGGCUGGAGGGUCCCUGUUACUACCGGCAACAGGAGGUCUAUGUGGGACAGUGAGGAAGAGGAGGAGAUGAGGAAAGGCCGAGGCUGCAUGCUGCAGUACCAGCACUCUGCACUCCGGGUGCUCACGCCCUUCGUGGCUCAAGCUGACGGUGAGGUAAUGCCCGACUCGCUAACUGGAGCGGAGCCUGUCGACUACUUCCUGGGUCCUGACUGGAAGGUGGAUGUGACCAAUCUUGUCCGCAAUUCUCUAAAAGUGGCUGACCCUGAGGUGGCCAGGGUGCAGGAUGGGGUGGUGCUGCAGGGACGGGCUGUGGGCUCUACGACUGUACAGGUGCUGUCCCCCGUGACGUCAUCGGUCCUGGCUGAGAGGACCAUCAGGGUGGUGGAUGACAAAGUGAGUGUGACGGAGCUGGGAGUGCAGUUGAUUUCUGGACUCUCUCUGUCCCUGCAGCUCAGCCCCGGGAGCAACAGGGCCGUAGUUGCCACGGCAACCACACGGGAGAUGAUCACGCAGCUCAAACAGGAAGCGGUGGUGAGCUGCUGGGUUCAGUUCAGCGACGGCGCAGUCGCCCCACUGGAGCUGUUUGACCGUAGCAUCUACUCUCUGACAGUCACCACCCCAGACGACAGAGUGGCCACAGUACGCCGCACCCCGCUUUCCACGUUUGUGGUGGCCCAAGGUGAAGGCGAAGGUCGGGGGGCGCUAGUGAGGGUGGAGCUGAGGAUCUGCGAGGAAUGUCAGAAAUCCAAGAGGAAGAGCAAGCUGGCGGUGGGCACCGGGCUCCUCAGGACCAACUUCCAGAGUAGCAGCAGCAGAGCAGGCGGAGGAGGUGGAGAUAAAGAGUAUGAUGUUGGUGCAUCAGAAGUGGUGGGAGAUCUGAAAUCAGUGACAUCCCAGCGUUCUGUUACAGAUAUGGAUAAGUGGUUGAUGAAGAGCAUAUUACCUGACCAGCAAGACACCACCCAGACAGACACAACCACCUCCACCCCAGUUUCUACAAGAUAUGUGCAGCCACAUGUUGUGUGGAUUGGAACAACAACCAGAGCUGCAAGAGGGACUCCGUCUACUGCCACUGCCACAACUGCCACCACAACUUUGAGCACACCAAGCUUAAAUACAGCACUGAGCACGGCCAAACCUGCAACACCCACUGUUGUUGCUAUUAAAGGUGAAGGGCAGAGGAGGAGCUAUGGAAACAUGCUUGAAAACCCAAAUUCAACACCUAACAAAGACAUUGCUAAAGGAGAAGAAAUGCCCAUAAAAGAGCGUCCCAAACCUAAAACUCCUAAAAUAACCGAGAGCGACCUCAUUCAGACGAUCAGAGCCAUGUCAGACUUGGAAAUCAGCAUGUACGCCUUAGUGGGGGUUUCCUGUGUUGCUGUCCUGGCUUUUAUAGUCAAUUGUGCUUCAUAUAAACUCUGCUUCCGUAAGCACAAGACACCUAUACAGGCGGGCCCCACCCCCAACGGGGACCCGAAGGACCACAAGCACGACUGGGUGUGGCUGGCGAGCAAUAAUCAUGACACACAGGCCCCGGGUGUCCCAGCUCAAGUGUCGACGCUAAAACGUGAGGCCCACCGCCCUCUGGAGUCCCGUCAUUCCAUCGACUCCAUGGGCCACCGCAACCUGGAGAGCACCCUGCCCACCAUCAGCCUUCCCCCCGCUGUUCCCGAACGAACCGCCACCCUGGGCCGCAGCAGGGCCAGCUCCCAGCAGCAGCAGUUUCAGGGAAAUAUAAUGGACCCCAUGGCGAACCGUUCUGCGACGUUGUUGGCCCGGCCGCACCGCAGCGAGCCGCUUCAUUCCCCCACCAGUAAGAGGAACCAGGUCCAGUUCACCACCUUCACCACGCUGGACAUCAAGCACUUGGCUGCGCUAAAGAAAAACGGCGUGGACUUAAACUGGGCCAAUGGGCAACCGCAGCAGCAGCAUGUGGCCCCCGCAGAGGCUCAGGCACUUUUACCUGACAUGCCAUGGCCGGUCGUCAAACCCCUCGGAGAGCACCA